AUGUCCAAGUUCUUCAAGCACGGUGGCUCGGCUGAGGCCGCCCCGACUGAUGUCAAAGGCCCCGAUGCUGCUCAGGAUGUCGAUGAGGGCUCUCUCUUCCAGGUGCGCCAGGCGAAGCGCCAGAUUGGCGUUACGUCUGCAGUCUUCCUCAUCUUCAACCGCAUGAUCGGAACUGGCAUCUUCGCGACGCCCAGCGCCAUCUUCUCCCUGUCCGGCAGUGUUGGUUUGUCCCUAUUCAUCUGGGUUGCGGGUAUGUUGAUUGCGGCCGCGGGUAUGGCUGUGUACUUGGAAUUUGGAACUGCGAUACCAAGGAAUGGUGGCGAGAAGAACUACCUGGAGUUCGUCUACCGCAAGCCCCGCUUCCUGGCCACCGGACUGUACACAGGCUACGUGAUCUUGCUCGGCUGGGCCGGUUCAAACUCAGUCGUCUUCGGAGAAUACAUUCUUCAUGCCGCCAACGUCGAGGUCAACCGAUGGAACCAACGUGGGAUUGGACUCGCCUGCAUCACAACCGCCUUCCUCAUCCACGGCCUGGCUUUGAAAUGGGGUCUGAGACUCCAGAACUUGCUCGGCAUCAUCAAGCUCGGUAUCAUUCUCCUGAUCGUCGUCUCAGGAUGGGCUGCACUCGGAGGAGCUCUCAAGAUCGACAAGCCGAACAACUUCGACAAUGCUUUCCAGGGAACAACUGGAAGCGCGUACGGUGUCGUCACCGCUCUGUACAAUGUCAUCUGGAGUUAUAUUGGAUACAGCAACGCAAACUAUGCGCUGAGUGAGACGAAGAACCCGGUUCGGACACUGAAGAUUGCCGCUCCGUUGGCUCUGACCUCCGUCGCCAUCCUAUACAUGUUCGUCAACAUCGCCUACUUCGCCGCCGUCCCUGCCGAGGAGAUAAUCUCGUCGAAGCGACUUGUCGCUGCGUCUCUUUUCCGCAACGUCUUCGGUCCCAGGGCUGAGCGUGCGCUCUCAGUCUUCGUUGCCCUCUCCGCUUUUGGCAACGUCUUGAGCGUCAUCUUCUCUCAGGGUCGUCUCGUCCAGGAACUCGGCCGUGAAGGCAUCCUUCCCUUCUCUCGCUUUUGGGCCAGCAACAGGCCCUUCAACGCUCCUCUUGCGGGUCUUUUCGAACACUGGCUCGUCUCAGUGAUUAUCAUGCUUGCGCCCCCGCCAGGCGAUGCCUACAACUUCAUCCUCAACGUCAUCUCCUACCCUCUCGCUAUCGUCAAUGUCUUCGUCGCCGGCGCCCUGAUCCACCUCUACCUGCACAAGGCAGCCUGGCAGUGGAACCCACCGAUCAAAGCGACUCUCCCUGUCGCCGUGUUCUUCCUGCUUAGCAACAUCUACCUCACUGUUGCGCCUUUCGUGCCACCAUCUGACGGCAACAGCGUGUACGAGUCGCUCCCUUACUGGCUGCACUGUGUUGUCGGCAUCGGUAUCAUCGUCGCUGGAGGCGUGUAUUGGGUCAUUUGGGCAGUUCUGUUGCCGAAAGUCGGCCAUUACAGGCUUGAGAGGGAAGUCGUUGUGGAUGAGAUUGAUGGGUGGGAGAGGCAUGUCUUCAGACGUGUGCCGAAUUGA
Molecule: messenger RNA, 1569 nt
Organism: Paraphaeosphaeria sporulosa
Lineage: Eukaryota; Fungi; Ascomycota; Dothideomycetes; Pleosporales; Didymosphaeriaceae
Product: amino acid transporter
Exons: 2
Coding region: 1-1569 (522 amino acids)
Biological process (GO): amino acid transmembrane transport
Cellular component (GO): membrane
Molecular function (GO): L-amino acid transmembrane transporter activity
Source: RefSeq, a predicted model, not a curated record